Messenger RNA from Cryphonectria parasitica EP155, 297 nucleotides. RefSeq names its product Sm-like ribonucleoprotein. The record is from RefSeq and is a predicted model, not a curated record. Gene Ontology annotation, cellular component: precatalytic spliceosome; U4/U6 x U5 tri-snRNP complex; U6 snRNP. Lineage: Eukaryota; Fungi; Ascomycota; Sordariomycetes; Diaporthales; Cryphonectriaceae. The transcript is spliced from 3 exons. Gene Ontology annotation, molecular function: RNA binding. Gene Ontology annotation, biological process: mRNA splicing, via spliceosome. The coding region runs from base 1 to 297 and encodes 98 amino acids.
AUGUCUUUGAACAACUACCUGGAGAAGAGAGUCUGCAUCAUCACUGCUGAUGGCCGUACCCUCGUUGGCACCCUUUUCAGUGCUGACCACCAGACCAACCUGGUCCUCCAGAACGCGAUUGAACGCGUCAUACGGGAGCCCGAGGACGAGGAGCCCAGCCAGGAGGCCCAACUUGGUCUGUACAUCGUCCGUGGCGACAACGUCUGUCUGGUCGGCCUGGUCGAUGAAGCUCUGGACGACAGCAUCGACUGGACGCAGGUGAAAGGUACCACUAUUGGUGGUGUCAAGCAUUCUUGA